This is a messenger RNA of Paramormyrops kingsleyae, 5180 nucleotides long. Its product is annotated as LHFPL tetraspan subfamily member 2a protein. The record is from RefSeq and is a predicted model, not a curated record. Lineage: Eukaryota; Metazoa; Chordata; Actinopteri; Osteoglossiformes; Mormyridae. Gene Ontology annotation, cellular component: membrane.
GGGGGAAAUCAAAAACUUUGUUUCUGACUGACCCAGUACGGGAUGUGUGUCAGUAGGGCUCGGUGGGUUGGUUCAGAGGUUCGGCUUUGAAUGAAGACGACGUCAUAAUGCCUGUAGGUUGGCACUAGAGAUAAUUCGGGUAAGGAAGAAAGCGUCUCCGGUUACUUACUCAAUAGCGAGGGGGCAAAGCGAGGAAAAGGGGGAAAAGCAUUAAAGCGUCUGUCCAAAGCGGAAACAUCCAGGCAGCGAAUACUUUGUUAAAGCCUCGAGGAAUUUAACCAGCUAAUUGUGAGGGGAAAACGUCCGCAUCCUGGAUGUAACUCAUUCAUUUUGGAACAUUUCUGCAUCGGGGAAAUUUGAUGGUGGACUUUCAAGGACUGGGAAAAAAGAAGCAAUCAACCCGUAUUGGUCCACAAUUCAUAUGGUCUCCAAAGUCUGAAGGACAGCCUUAGGAUCUGCUCAAAAGGUGUCUCCCCAGAGUGAUGUCACCGGGCAGGCCCUGAGGACACAGUAAGCAGUAAGAUGUAGCACCGUGGCGAGGUGUCCAAAGUGAGAGGGAUCGACACGCCGUGCCAGGAAGUCACUACGGAGGGGGAGCAGCCCAACAGCUAAGUCGUCGGCGGGAGAUAAGAUAAGCGGUUAAUCAUUCACCGAAAGCCCUGGGAAACUUUUGACGACGUUACACCUCAGAAUGCUUUUCGCUGUACUGUGAGUUGCCCUUCUUCGCUCUUACGAGGGAUUUAACAUUCAGAGUGCCAAGGCGAGCAUCUAAAAACCUGUGACCUCCUCGGACACGCAAGACAGGAACUCGGCCCACACCCGCCACCAUGUGUCAUGUGAUCGUGACCUGCCGCUCCAUGCUGUGGACUCUGCUGAGCAUUGUGGUGGCCUUCGGAGAGCUCAUAGCCUUCAUGAGCACAGACUGGCUGGUGGGCUCCCCGCGGGUGCCUGAGGCCAUGCUAGAUUCACACGUCUCUCCUGAACCGUACCGUCCAACGUUGGGGAUCUAUGGGCGCUGCAUCAAGGUGACCGGCUUCCGUCGGGACGUCCUGUGCGGGCCUUACGCCGUCCACUUCGGCGAGAUCGCCAGCGGCUUCUGGCAGGCCACCUCCAUCUUCCUGGCGGCCGGCAUCUUGCUGCUGUGUGCCGUGGCCUUCAUCUCCGUCUUCACCAUGUGCUUCCAGAGCAUCAUGAAGAAGAGCAUCUUCAACGUGUGCGGCCUCCUGCAGGGCAUCGCCGGACUCUUCCUAAUCCUGGGCCUAAUGCUGUAUCCCGCUGGCUGGGGUUCAGAUAAGGUCGUGACCUACUGUGGAGCAGAGGCGUCGCCGUACAAGCCGGGCAUGUGCUCACUGGGCUGGGCCUUCUACACGGCCAUCGGCGGCACCGCGCUCACCUUCAUCUGCGCAGUCUUCUCCGCACAGGCUGAGAUCGCCACCUCCAGUGACAAGGUGCAAGAGGAGAUCGAGGAAGGCAAGAGUCUCAUCUGCCUACUGUGAAGCUCUGCCCCCCCCCCCCCCCACCCCACCCACCCACACACAAACACCUAUGAUGGCCACCGGUCAGCGGGCCCCUUCAUCGCUCACGAAAGGGAUCAAGACUUUGUUUACCACUAAGACUAAUGCCCCUAAGCGGUCUGUCUCUGUGUUCACUCAAACUAAACCCCAUAUGUCUGCAUGUUUCCCCCUGGUGCCAGUAGGGGGCGCCUGGUGUCCCUCUGCCCAGCGUUGGCUGUAAGCUUGUAAAUACUUGUACAGAAUGAUCAGCCAGACAGCGUGGGAAUUCGAUCUCAAGUUUUCCUUAAUCGCCAACUUUGAAAACCAGCAGACUUCUCAGUAAUUGGUUACCAGUGUUGACCUGGCAUGCGCUGGGUUGUUCAAGAAAACCACUACUUGCUGAACUUCAGCUGUAUUAGAAAACUGUCUCGAAUGGCAAUAUUUUAGCCUUGAUUUCUAAUUCUACCGAAUGUAAGACCCUUCAAUUGUAUUUAAAAAUAUACCUGUACUCGUUUAUAGGUCACUAUAAAAACUCCUCCCAGGGCUGUGGAAUUAACUGAACCUUGCCCGAAGCCAUGAUACAGGAAGAGGCCCACCUCUUCUCCCUGCGUGCUCCCCUGUUCGCCUGGGGGUGACACGCUUCUAACAUGCAGGCAAAAAAUGCGAGCUUAGUGCCGCGCUCAGCUGCCAGAAAACGUUGUCCUCCUGCUCUACCCCAUGCAUGAUGUCAUGCAAUGCUGCAUCUCCAUGAGCCCGCUGCAGAAAGGAGCGAGUGGAAAGCGGGGGCCGGACGGACUGUACUGCUGGGCCUCCUCAGAGGAAGGGAGGGCCUCCCUGUUGUUUUUCUCGCUAAUGGCGGGGGCCUGUCGGCUGAAGAAGGCCGAUGGCGGCGAGCGAGCUUCUGGCAUCUUCUACAGGAGGAUCCCUUAUGACAUCUCUGCUGCUUUCCCUCCGGUCCAUUGGACAUCUUAACGUAUGAGAAUGUAUGAAGUGCCAAACGUUUGCAAAAGGAGACACUGCUUUGUUGCGUAUCGCAUUCUUUAUGACUCACCUGGUAAUAGUGAUCUGAAGCUGUCUGCCAGGUUGAAGCUGUCUGCCAGGUUGAAGCUGUCUGCCAGGUUGAAGCUGUCUGCCAGUGCUGGUGAGACAGGUAGUUUGUGUGUGUGCAUGUCUGUGUGCUGGGGGGCUUCAUUCUGUAGCUGGUUAUCAGUAGAAACUUUCCAUGCUGGUUUUCCCCUGUUUCAGGCCCAUUGCAGCGUUAGUCUGGUUUAAUGCGGUGCUGGUUCUGCACACUGGACUGCUCUAUUCAGCGCCUGGCCUAUAUUCUGCUCUGUGUUGGGGGCCAGGCAGUGACUCACUGCUCCUGUCACAUGCUGCACAGCAUUUAAAAAAAUAGAAUGAACAUCUGGCUUCUUCCACUGCUGCAGAGUCCAGAAAAACCGCACAAUUACUUCCAGAUAUGACAGAACGCUGUGCCUUCGACAGGCGACUUCUUCAUUCAAAAGGUGACGCAGUAUAUUAGGGCUUUGGGAUUAAUUACUGUUUUCAUUAAUAAUUAAAAGCUGUCACUUUUAGACAAUUAACCCUUUUUUUUACGAAAGCCAAUCAGAUAUCUUUCUGGGGAAGUAAUCAAGAAAUGGACACAUUUGGUGUAUCAAUGGCCCCGCCUACCUUGACUGCAAACAGUCUUGAGCGUUGCUGGUGCUACGUAGCUGAAUUUAGAUGAUGUUUAAACCAUUUAGAGAAGCAGCAGAGCAACAAAGUGCCUCAAAACCUCAAGCACCUCCGCAGAGUGUUUGGUUCUGGGGUCUGCACAAGUGUGCAAGCAGAGUCCUCAAGUUCUGUCAUGGACAGAUGGCUUUACAGCAACUUGGUUGUGAGAGAGGAAUAACUUUUGAUAUCCACAAGCUAAUAGUCUGUGGCAACCACCGAUUGCCAGCUUGCUGUCCAUUCUGACAUGAAAAUGAGCUUCUGAGUAUCUGCGGCCUGAUCCCAGUGCUGGCACCGAACAAUGUGUUUGUCCUUAUGAUCUGGUAAAAAUUAUUGUUUUCUAUUAACCUGUCCUGCAGAACUGUCAGCCAAUUAGUCUGGAAAGAAGAUACAGCACCAAAUGAAUGUGGUGAAGACCCAAACCAAUAGCAGAUGUCUAACGAUGUUUAUAGGAUGUGGUUAGGGUCAUUGAGGACAUAUGCGAUUCUUUAGUUAGUAGUAUUUAAACUGACAAUAAAUGUAAUCACAGGUCACAACCAUAUGUCAGAGAGUCUUGAUGACUUACAGAGGUCUUGGGAAUAACCAUCCUAUUAGACUAAACAAAUUUACAGAGUGCAUUUAGUAAAUCAGUGCAACAGAGCACACAAUACAGUGAACAUUUUUGCCAUUACACCAAACCUAUGAAAUGAUUAAUGUGUUUCUGGACUUUGGCAGUCUGCCCACGUGUUUGACAUCGAUCCAGGGUUACUUCUGUUCUGUUGAUGCAUUAGCAUUCAUUACUAUGGAUGUUUGUACGCUUCGUUAGGUGCCCUAAUCACCAUUGUGGCCCUGUUACAUACAUGAUUCACUGUGAGAGACGUGCAAUAUAUACCGUAAUAGUUCUCUGUCAGAGGAAUAGAAGAAGGUGUGUAAAUGGAAACUUGGCAGUUAUGGAAGUGGGAGAUCCCUUUCUUAAGCUGCAGUGGAUCAUAACUGCUCCAGGCCGGACUGAGUUUUAGGCUGAAACCACAUUGGCUUUGCCACAGGAAAUUGCAUCAUAUCCGUGCAUAUGUUUUUUUGGGGGGGGCCUCUUAACUUAUGUAAUACAGUACAAGAUUUUUUUUCUUCAACCCACUAUUACCGAAUAUAUUCAUUCCUACUUGUUGCCUUGCUAUACUUUAAUACAUAAUGUCCUCUUUAGUGAACAUUUUUGUUAUAUUAACAAAAUUAUAGUAUUACAUUUGAGUGGUGAAAGAUUUGAUGGAAACUAUUGAUGUCCACUAAGCAAACAAAAUCCUGUGGCUUUCCUGACUGAAAGGAACCUGGUGCUGACCUUGGCAAUGCACGCAGUAUUGUCUACAGAGGGCAAAACAAUGGCUGAACUGCGUGCUGCUAAAAAUGGGUUAAAAAAAACAGGAACAAACAUGUUUGAUAGACAUGAAUAUAGACGGCUGAUAACUUCCCACAAUGCCCUUUGGCCAAAGACUGAAGAGUCCUCUUUUUCUUCCCGGCUGGGAAUGCUACCUGUUAUGUAUUCCCACUGCAAAAGCAGAAUGCAUGUUCCAGUCAUUGUACACAAGGUGAAUGCCCAUGGACUGAACUGUAGGCAUAGCAACGCUAUGGCAUCUUUGUGUCACUGGUUGACUGCAUUUCAGGUGCAGCUACUUCAGUAUACAGCACUGUCCUAUUCUUCCUGUCCACAAGCAUAUCUGUCUCAAAUUACACCUUACCUGUUUUUUUUCUGUUGCGUAAUUCCUAUUUACACACAUGAUUAUGUGCCAUCAGAAAAUGUUUAUAAGGUUCAUCCUGUUACUGUCCAUGCAGGACAGCCAUAUUAGUCACAGUCCUUUGUGGGCCUCAGAUUUGCCAUUUGUAUUGUCUAUUGUUCUCAACCGAAGGAAUUACAUUUUUUCAGUAGUGUGCAGAAUGCAUGCAACAUUUCCAUGAUGCCAAAAAUCAAUUAUUGCUCCUUUCAAAAUAAAUUCUGUUGUUUAAGCA